This is a messenger RNA of Gossypium arboreum, 2878 nucleotides long. RefSeq names its product pentatricopeptide repeat-containing protein At1g05670, mitochondrial. NCBI's taxonomy places the organism in Eukaryota, Viridiplantae, Streptophyta, Magnoliopsida, Malvales, Malvaceae. The record is from RefSeq and is a predicted model, not a curated record. The transcript has 3 exons. The coding region runs from base 511 to 2763 and encodes 750 amino acids. Gene Ontology annotation, molecular function: protein binding.
CAUGUAGAAGCCCAACCCCUACGAUGAAGCACUGUCCCAACUGGCAGCUCACCUACUGCAAUUUGGUCUCUCUUUUACUUCUGUAGCUGAACAGUCGAAGCAAAAUCUUCGUGCCUCUUUUGGAACUAGGAAACCAACUGAAGCACCUUCCUACUGGUUUUCUUCGAAUUCAAGGAAAAGGCCACUGAACAAGAUGCUGUUGAAAUUUUGAUGUAUGAGAGUUUAUGUUUUGCAUACGGCUUGCUUGAGGUGUUGAUCUUUGUGACUUCUGUCACCAUAUGGAAUAACAUCAUUAGCUAAAUAAUUCUUUCGUUCCCUAUAGCAGUUUUUACUCGGAGGAAUAUGUUUUGCUGAAAGGAGAAAACAAGCUUUUACCAUGAUAAUUUGCAUUCUCCUUAUGAUGGUGUGAUGAGAAAGUUCCUUCAUUCUGUUUCUUCUUCAUGGAGAGGAAUUGCUGUCUUCUUGAACAAAGAUUCUCAAAAUUUCUCGUGAUGGGUUUUUCCUGCAAAGAUGAUCAAGUUUGCUGUCUCUUCCUUGAGCCAUUGUUUCCAGCUCUUAUCUCAUUGUUAUCCCCAAAGUUUUGCCCCCAAAUCUGGUCCACCUUUCUUCAAAAGAUAUUUGGGCCCUAUACUCCACUUGUCGGACUCUGCCAAUACCAGGCCUUUUCCCGAUUAUUCCCCAAAGAAACCUACCGUCAAGGACUCAGAACUUGUGCAUCAAAUCUCAAAUGCAAUAAAAUUACGCCGUUCUGAGCCCGUCUGUCGUGUUCUGAAGCCUUAUGAGUCAAAAUUUAGAUCUGAUCAUUUGAUUUGGGUUCUGAUGAACAUUAAGGGUGAAUAUAGACUUGUUUUGGAUUUCUUUGAGUGGGCAUGCUUGCGUAGAGACCCAAUACUCGAAGCCCGUUGCAUUGUUAUCCAAAUUGCCGUAGCUUCUAAAGAUUUAAAAAUGGCUCAUCAACUUAUUCAUGACUUUUGGUCAAAACCUGAUUUGGAUAUUGGUCUAUCACUCAAUUACAUCCUUGAACGAUUAAUUUACACUUACAAGGACUGGGGUUCAGAUCCCAAAGUGUUUGAUGUUUUUUUUCAAGUUCUCGUUGAAGUUGGGUUGCUUGAUGAAGGGAAGAAGCUCUUUGACAAAAUGUUGAAUUAUGGAUUGAUUAUCUCUGUUGAUUCUUUAAACAUAUAUCUUAGUAAAUUAAGAGACCACUUUGAUGGGUUUUUGAGAGCUAUAAAGGUUUUCUUUGAACUUCCUGAUGUUGGCAUUUGUUGGAAUACAGCGUCAUACAACAUUAUCAUUCACUCCCUCUGUCAAUUAGGGAAAAUAAAAGAAGCCCACCGUUUACUCUUGCAGAUGGAGUUGAGGGGCUGUCUUCCGGAUGUUGUAACAUACAGCACCAUAAUUGAUGGAUAUUGUCAUGUGGGGAGGCUGCAAAUGGUGUUAAGGCUAAUUGACGAAAUGCAAAGUAAAGCAUUAAAGCCCAACCCUUAUACCUAUAGCAGCAUAAUAUAUCUAUUGUGUGAGACUGGUAAGGUAGUUGAAGCAGAGAAAGCUUUGAGAGAUAUGUUGAACCAGGGAAUACUCCCUGAUAUUGUGGUAUACACAACUCUCAUAGAUGGUUUUUGUAAGCUAGGGAAUAUUGCUCUUGCGUACAAGUUGUUAAAUGAGAUGCAGGGUCGAAAAAUUAUCCCUGAUUUAUUAACUUAUACAUCUAUAAUCUGUGGGUUAUGUCGAACUGGAAAGAUGACAGAAGCUUGUAAUAUCUUUCAAGAAAUGCUUGGAAGAGGGUUGGAACCCGAUGAAUUUACAUACACAGCACUUAUUGAUGGUUAUUGUAAGGCAGGUGAAAUGAAAGAGGCGUUCUCCCUCCAUAAUCAGAUGGUGCAAAUGGGGCUUAUACCAAAUGUUGUGACUUAUACUGCACUUGCUGAUGGCCUUUGUAAAUGCGGGGAGGUAGAUACAGCCAAUGAGCUUCUUCAUGAAAUGUGUGGAAGGGGCCUUCAACCAAAUAUCUUUACUUACAACUCUCUUGUUAAUGGGCUCUGUAAAUCAGGAAAUAUUGCUCAAGCUAUUAAACUGAUGGAUGAUAUGGAGACCGCAGGGCUUCAUCCCAAUGUUAUUACAUAUACCACAUUAAUGGAUGCUUACUGUAAGACAGGGGAGAUGGAUAAGGCUUAUGAGCUUCUGAGGAAGAUGUUGGAUAGAAGGAUACAACCCACUCUUGUUACAUUCAAUGUGCUGAUGAAUGGUUUUUGCAUGUCUGGAAUGCUGGAAGAUGGUGAGAAGUUACUACAAUGGCUGUUGGAAAAGGGUAUAAAGCCGAACGCAACCACGUAUAAUUAUCUUAUGAAGCAGUACUGCAUUCGGAAGGAUAUGCGUGCCACAGCUGCAAUGUGGAAAGGUAUGUGCGCGCAAGGAGUGAUGCCGGAUGCCAACUCCUAUAACAUUUUGAUAAAAGGGCAUUGUAAAGCAAGGAAUAUGAAAGAAGCAUGGUUCUUACGAAGAGAAAUGAUUGAGAAGGGGUAUGAUCUUACAGCUACUUCAUACAAUGAUCUGAUCAAGGGUUUCAUUAAGAGGAAAAAGUUGAAAGAGGCAAGGGAGAUUUUUGAUGAGAUGAGACAAAAAGGGAUGGCAGCAGAUAAAGAGAUAUAUUGUUAUUUUGUUGAUAUAAACUAUGAAGAAGGGAACAUGGAAACCACACUUGAACUUUGUGAUGAAGUGAUAGAGAACUGUCUUGUAACUAAGCUCAACAAUGGAAACAAGUAGAUUGAUUUUUUGUUUUUUUUUUCUCUUUAUCUGCUGGGGUGAUGAUCAUGGAUGAAAUUGUGUAACAUAACAAUUUUUGAUAUAUUAGCAGAAACAAUUUUAGGUUUAAGUAAAA